AUGACCCAGAGUGAUCGAGUUCGAUACUUGCUGAGCAAGGCCGCUCUGACUGGAAGAAUGGCAAGAUGGAUUUUGGCUGUAGCAGAAUAUGACAUCACUUGUGUUACUCCCAAUGCUAUUAAGAGCCAAGCACUUGUAGACUUACUGGCUCAAUUCCCAUCUGGUGAACAUGAACCUACAGAGGUACAUCUACCAGGUGAGGUCCAUGUCUCUACAGCUGCAGUUGAGACUUUUUGGGACUUAAAAUUUGAUGGAGCUUCCGGAGCCGAGAAAGGUGGAACUGGCAUAACACUAACUAGUUACAAAGAAGAGAAGUUUCAUCUAUCAUAUAAGCUUGACUUCGAAUGUUCAAACAACAAGGCCAAAUAUGAGGCGUUGAUACUGGGUCUAAUUGUUGUCCAAAAGAAAGGCCUUCGCAAUUUGAAAAUUUGGGGCGACUCCAAGGUAGUUGUCAAGCAAACAAUGGGCGAUUUCGCCUUAAAGAAGCCACUGUUGGCCCCAUACCACACCAUCAUCCAGAAGUUGCUCACCUAG
Molecule: messenger RNA, 534 nt
Organism: Camellia sinensis
Lineage: Eukaryota; Viridiplantae; Streptophyta; Magnoliopsida; Ericales; Theaceae
Source: RefSeq, a predicted model, not a curated record